This is a messenger RNA of Lutzomyia longipalpis, 720 nucleotides long. RefSeq names its product gustatory receptor for bitter taste 66a-like. The transcript has 2 exons. Gene Ontology annotation, cellular component: axon; dendrite; neuronal cell body. NCBI's taxonomy places the organism in Eukaryota, Metazoa, Arthropoda, Insecta, Diptera, Psychodidae. The record is from RefSeq and is a predicted model, not a curated record. Bases 1 to 720 code for a protein of 239 amino acids. Gene Ontology annotation, biological process: sensory perception of taste.
AUGAAUAAAUUGCUGCGAACAUCAGGAACAUGGUCAACAGCAUUUACUUUCUUCUGCCCGUACUGUGUCCAAACUUUCGCUGCUAACUUCUUCUUCUUGGGACUACUUCGAACUGAACUAUAUUUCAAACUUAUCAAUCAAAUCAUCGAGGAGGCAGUCGAAGAAACAAGUAAGCAACAACCUCCAAAGAAUGACUCUCAAAUAGAGAAAUAUUCAGACUAUUCAGACAUCCUGGAUAAACUAUGUUGGUGUCAUAACUGGAUCUGUACUAUGAUGAAGAACCUAAAUGCAGUCUACGCCAUUCAGAUGUUAAUCUUCGUGAUAAUUGGCUUCAUGAACUCAAUGUCUCAACUAUUCUACCUCUAUGUGGCCAUUAGGGAGAGCUAUCGAAAUGAGAUCAAAGCCAAUUGGAGUAUCUACAUCUACAGCCUCCUCUAUGCCUACUUCCAGUACAUGGAUCUCUUCUUUCAUGCAAAAUCCGCAAAGUCGGCGAUGAAGGAGAGCCGGAGAACAGGAAGGCUGCUACAUAAAUUCCCAACAGUUCACGUGGAUGGACGCCUCAAGAAAUCCGUGGACAUUUUCUCCAUUCAGGUUGUCCAGAAUAAAUUGGAUAUUACGAUUUGUGGCAUGUUCCCGCUGGACUACACCCUGAUUGCCUCAAGUCUCAGCUCCAUUUUGAGUUUCCUCGUCAUUAUGAUCCAAUUCGACUUGGCAGUGUGA